Messenger RNA from Teleopsis dalmanni, 2775 nucleotides. RefSeq names its product DNA replication licensing factor Mcm6. Bases 142 to 2604 code for a protein of 820 amino acids. Gene Ontology annotation, biological process: mitotic DNA replication; DNA replication initiation; double-strand break repair via break-induced replication. Gene Ontology annotation, molecular function: single-stranded 3'-5' DNA helicase activity; ATP binding; single-stranded DNA binding. NCBI's taxonomy places the organism in Eukaryota, Metazoa, Arthropoda, Insecta, Diptera, Diopsidae. Gene Ontology annotation, cellular component: nucleus; MCM complex. The transcript is spliced from 4 exons. The record is from RefSeq and is a predicted model, not a curated record.
ACUGUCAAAUUUGUUAGCAUUUGUUGGGAUUUUGGUGGCAUAUUACAGCGUGUGUUGCUUGUGUUAAGUUGUUUGAGAUUAUAAUUCAAAUAUUUUUGAUUUCUGCGUAUAAAUAUUUAUAAAAUACAUUAAUUUCACACAAUGGAUGUAGCUGAUCAACAAAUUGGUCAACUGCGCGUAAAGGAUGACAUAGGAAUACGUUGUCAAAAGCUGUUUCAGGAUUUCUUGGAUGAAUUUAAAGAAGAUGGUGAGAUUAAAUAUCUUUCACCAGCUAAAGAAUUAGAGCAGCCUGAUCGUUACACUCUGGAAGUGAGUUUCGACGAUAUUGAAAAGUAUAAUCAAAACUUGGCAACAACUAUAAUUGAAGAGUACUACCGUAUAUACCCAUUCCUAUGUAAAGCAGUGGAAAACUAUGUUAAAGAUAAUUCAGGCUUGAAAACUGAAAAGGAUUGUUAUGUGUCAUUUACAGAAGUGCCAACCCGUCAUAAAGUGCGCGAUUUGACUACAUCGAAAAUUGGUACCCUUAUUCGUAUAUCUGGUCAAGUAGUGCGCACACAUCCUGUUCAUCCUGAACUUGUGACAGGCACAUUUAUUUGUUUGGACUGUCAAACGGAGAUACGAAAUGUGGAACAACAGUUCAAAUUUACAAAUCCAACCAUUUGCCGCAAUCCAGUAUGCGCCAAUCGGCGGCGCUUUAUGUUGGAUGUGGAGAAGUCACUUUUUGUAGAUUUUCAAAAAAUACGCAUACAAGAGACACAGGCUGAACUGCCGCGUGGUUGUAUACCGCGUUCUGUGGAAAUUAUUUUACGUUCCGAAUUGGUUGAAACCGUGCAGGCAGGUGAUCGUUAUGAUUUUACUGGGACACUAAUUGUGGUUCCAGAUAUUUCAGUGCUGAACAUGCCUGGUGCAAAGGCAGAUCAAAGUUCACGCCACAAACGUGGCGAAGGACCUGAAGGUGUGACAGGCCUAAAAGCUUUAGGUUCACGUGAUCUUAAUUAUCGUAUGGCGUUUCUAGCCUGUAGCGUACAAGCUACCACCGCACGUUUUGGUGGCACGGAUCUUCCAAUGUCAGAGGUAACUGCUGAAGAUAUGAAAAAGCAAAUGACUGAUGCGGAAUGGAAUAAAGUUUAUGAGAUGUCAAAAGAUCGUAAUCUUUAUAAUAAUCUUAUAAAUAGUUUAUUUCCUUCUAUCUAUGGAAAUGAUGAAGUGAAGCGCGGUAUUUUACUACAAUUGUUUGGUGGAGUUGCUAAAACUACACAUGAAAAAACAUCCUUGCGUGGUGACGUUAACGUUUGUAUUGUUGGCGAUCCAAGUACAGCGAAGUCUCAAUUCCUAAAGCAAGUUGCAGAUUUUUCACCGCGUGCUGUGUACACAUCGGGCAAGGCAUCAUCGGCAGCAGGUCUGACAGCUGCUGUAGUACGUGACGAAGAAAGUUUUGAUUUUGUCAUAGAAGCCGGCGCGCUUAUGUUGGCUGAUAAUGGCAUAUGUUGUAUUGAUGAAUUCGACAAAAUGGAUCCACGGGAUCAAGUCGCUAUACAUGAAGCGAUGGAACAACAGACGAUAUCGUUAGCCAAAGCUGGCGUACGUGCCACACUAAAUGCACGCACUUCUAUACUUGCAGCAGCUAACCCAAUCAAUGGUCGGUACGAUCGCUCAAAAAGCUUGCAACAAAAUAUACAACUGUCGGCACCAAUUAUGUCCCGUUUUGAUUUGUUCUUCAUAUUGGUAGACGAGUGUAAUGAAGUAGUCGAUUAUGCCAUUGCAAGAAAAAUUGUUGAUUUACAUUCUAAUGUUGAGGAUAAUGUGGAACGUGCUUAUACACGUGAAGAAGUUUUACGGUAUAUAACAUUUGCACGUCAGUUCAAGCCUAUUAUCACUGAAGAUGCUUGCCAGCUGUUAGUAGAGAACUAUGGACAUCUGCGCCAACGCGAUACUGGUAUUGCAGGUCGCAGCACUUGGCGUAUUACUGUGCGGCAGUUGGAAUCGAUGAUACGCUUGAGUGAAGCAAUGGCUAAGCUAGAGUGUAUGAGCGAGGUUUUGGAUCGCCAUGUUAGAGAAGCUUUCCGUUUGUUAAAUAAAUCUAUAAUACGCGUGGAACAACCUGAUAUACAUUUAGAUGAUGAUGAUGUGGAUGAAGCUUUUACUGGUGAUGUGGAUAUGGAAAAUAAUGGUGGUGUGGCGAACGGUGCUGGUGACGCUGACGGAGAAAAUGGACAUGAUGGCAUUCAAAAGAAAAAAAUGACGUUAUCAUUCGAAGAUUAUAAAAAUCUUUCAACGAUGCUGGUUUUGCAUAUGCGCGGUGAAGAAGCACGCGCUGAAGCUGAAAGCUCUGAUUCAGGUAUGAAGCGCAGUGAUGUUGUUACGUGGUAUUUGGAGCAAGUGGCAGAUCAAAUUGAAUCGGAAGAAGAACUUAUUUCACGUAAGAAUCUUAUCGAAAAAGUCAUCGACCGUUUGAUUUACACAGACCAAGUUAUAAUUCCUCUUCAAACCGGAGAACUUAAACAGCCUGGCAGAAGUCCACGACGUCGAACAAGUACAGAUGAAGCAGCAGAAGCGGAGGACGAUCCUGUACUAGUAGUACAUCCAAAUUAUAUUGUAGAAUAAUUUUAUAAUUGUUUUGUUUAAGUUUGUAGUUUUAAUUUUAUUUUGAAUCCACAAUUCUACGAAUUGUUCAUAUUCUUAUAAUUUUUUUUAUUGAUACUGUAUUUACUUCAAUACUUCAAGGCGAUAUGAGUAGUCGCCUAAUGUAUUUCUCUUAUUAUAUACAAUAUUAAC